UAUGACCGUAAAUUCUUUCCAGCACUGUGGGACUUCCCUGUUUAUUCAAAAAACACUAUUUAAAUACCAAGUGAUGAGCAACGUGGCACCCUUGGCACAGGCUUUUCCAGCCUGAGGAGCAAGUUCCUGACCUUGUAAAUCAAGAGGGUUGGCCUUUAUCACUCGAAAGGAAUGGAAGAGGCAUUGGUAGGUGCCCAUCUGACCUACCAUCACAGUUGCAAGGGUGAUUGGGAAUCGCAUUAGCAUUUUUGAGGACAUGAGUCUGCUUCAGACUCUUUAUAAAUACACCUUGACUCAGUCACUCUAUGACUGACACCCUUGGGACAUGAAGUGGAUACUGUUCCUUGGGGCCCUUAUUGGGCUCAGCUUCUGUGGCCGAGAAAAGUUUUUUGGGGACCAAGUUUUUAGGAUUAACGUCAGAAAUGGAGACGAGAUCAGCAAACUAAGUCAGCUAGUGAACUCAGACAACUUUAAGCUCGACGUUUGGAAAGCUCCUUCCACCUUCAGUCGUCUUGUGGAUGUCCUGGUCCCAUCUGUCAGCCUGCAGCCCGUCAAAUCCUUCCUGAAGUCCCAGGGCUUAGAGUACUCAGUGACAAUCGGAGACCUGCAGGCCCUUUUAGAUCAUGAAGAUGAAGAAAUGCAACACAAUGAAGGGCAAGAGCGAAGCGGUAAUAACUUCAACUAUGGGGCCUACCAUUCCCUGGAAGCGAUUUAUCAUGAGAUGGAUAGCAUUGCUGGAGAUUUUCCUGAUCUGGCGAGCAGAGUGAAGAUUGGGCAUUCAUUUGAAAACCGGUCCAUGUAUGUACUGAAGUUCGGCACUGCAGAAGGCGGGCGGCGGCCGGCCGUUUGGCUGAACGCAGGCAUCCAUUCCCGGGAGUGGAUCUCGGUGGCCACAGCGAUCUGGACUGCGAGGAAGAUUGCAUCUGAUUACGGGAAGGACCCAACCAUCACCUCCAUCUUGGAGAAAAUGGAUAUUUUCUUGUUGCCCGUGGCCAAUCCUGACGGAUAUGUGUACACACAAACUCAAAACCGAUUAUGGAGGAAGACACGGUCCAUAAAUCCUGGAAGCCGUUGCGUUGGUACUGAUCCAAACAGAAAUUGGAAUGCUAGUUUUGCAGGAGAGGGAGCCAGUGACAACCCUUGCUCUGAAAUAUACCACGGACCCCAUGCCAAUUCGGAAGUGGAGGUGAAGUCGGUGGUAGAUUUCAUCCAAGAACAUGGGAAUUUCAAAUGCUUCAUCGACUUGCACAGCUACUCACAGCUGCUGAUGUAUCCGUAUGGAUACACAGUGAAGAAGGCCCCAGAUGCUGAUGAGCUGGACAAGGUGGCGAGGCGUGCGGCCAAAGCUCUGGCUUCCCUGUCGGGCACGACGUACCAAGUGGGUCCUACCUGCACCACUGUCUACCCAGCUAGUGGGAGCAGCGUUGACUGGGCAUACGAUAAUGGCAUCAAGUAUGCGUUCACGUUUGAGUUGAGAGAUACCGGCCACUAUGGCUUCCUCCUACCAGCCAACCAGAUCAUCCCCACUGCCGAGGAGACCUGGUUGGGGCUGAAGACCAUCAUGGAGCAUGUGCGGGACAACCUCUACUAGACGAAGAGCCCCACCCUGACCCUGUCUUCCGUCAUUUAUCCCCGCGUCUGCCUGCCCGCUAAAGCUACUACUAAAGGGAGCUUGUUCUUUCACGCAUGAGUCAGAGCCCUCUGGCUUUGUGGGGCACGCAGGGCAGCCCCUCUCCGGCCCUCAUCCCUGAAGCUCGUAUGUUCUGGCGGUGGACCUUAGAGAGGCGCUGCUGCUACCCUGCUGUGUUUUGGUCCUGCUGUUUCACUGGGCCCUUCGUAGGCCCUUCCGUUCAUGUAAUUGUCUGGGUAGGCCACACGUAGGGUCACUCCUUACUGGGUGGCAUGCCUCUACCUCAUUUUUGGAACAAAAAGACAUUGAACGUGGUUCUCUAGCCUUAUCCAAUCUAGCCUAGCUGGUGACCUUGCUCUGCUGGGGCCCCAAGAGAGGCACCAUAGGAGAGACCAUGGCUCGUCUUUGAGAUCAGUCUCUGAGAUGACACCGAGCUUCCUUUCAUUUAUCUCACUCCUUCUUGAAUAUAUUUGUCUUUGAAAAAUAAAUCUUGUAGGGCUAUCCGUGGAGGUCUUCCUCUUUUGUUUUCUUUUGUUGGUUUUUGUUUGGUUUCGGUCUGAUACAAAGUAGUGGAUCACUUCUCCUCACUGGGCCCCAAAUUCCCAGAUACAACAGUCCCGAUCACGUUCUUCCCUUUGUUAGGCGGUGGAACUGGGAUCGCAGAAGGGGAUCUGUGUCAGUGUAGGUUCCGCUCACCCAGGAACCCUUAAUGAAGGGGUGAGCUAACAGCAGGAUUGCUGAAUUACCCCCAUCUGUCCUAACGGGCUCACCUCUACUUUGCCUUUUGAACUUACUUCAAAGGUCUUGCCCUCGCCCUACAGGUCCUAAAUCACUCCUCUGGCCUGGAUAAUCUCACCACCCCGGCACAUUCCUGUUUGUGCUCUGGUGCACCUUGUGUUUCUUUUGGUCUUAAAGUCAACUUCUUCUGUUUUGCAUCCUGGGCCUUGGGCGUCAAGAUGGAGCAAGGAUUCAUCAGUCAGGCUUCUCUCGUUCCAUUCCUCCUCAGCACAUACCAUCUGUCCUUUUCCCCCCCUUUUUUUCAAACGUGUCCGUAAAUCUUAUCCUUCUGCCUAGGAUUUGUGCGGCAUCUGGUGUGUGCUCUUGGCCAAUAAAUAUUCAGUAUGAGUCUCAUGAUCACCUCCUAUUCUUCGCCUUCACCUGAAUGGAACCAUGCCAUGGUUUUGAAUAUGCAGCUCUUUCAAAUGUCAAAUGUCAAUUUUAAUCCCUGUCUGUAUCGCGUGACAUGUAGGAAGGCCUUGUCCAUCAGGCCCAGGGGCCUCCAGGGCAGUGUUACCUUGGUGAUUUUGCUCUGGUCCUGGGUCUCGUUCUUAGUUUUUCAGCUCAGAAGCUUGAUAUUCUCAGUAUCCGUGUUGAUUAGACUUGGGGAUGCUGACUCACGCCCACAGAGCUCAGAUGAGGCAGAUGAUAAAAUCAGAAUACGAAUUUAUUAAUUUACAUCAUGGCAUGUAACUGUUUAGUGGAUUGAAUCCUCACGUCGGUCUGAACAGUACAUUCUCUCCCUGUAGGCAAGAUACAUGGGAAGCCAAAUUAUAAUCAGAAGGUUGUUUAGUGAGCGGGGCGUCAGAGCAAGGAAAGUUAAUUACAGUCUAUGAUUAGAAUUUUUAAUGGUAUCCAGUUCUAAUAGCGUGAUAUAUCCAAUUCUAUAACCAGAAGACACCUGCCAGCCAGCCAGCUGGUCGCUUGUGCUGGCUAGUCAGGGCUGCCUUGGACUAGACAAUGCCCCAGUGGGCAUGACAGUGCUUGCCUCUGUGACUCGCCUAUAACCUGGCUCUAUUUAUAGACCUUCUCACCCCCAAGACUGAGAUUGUCCUUUGGAUUCCUUGAGGGAAAGAUUUCUUACACGACACAGGAAAAGCCAUAAAAAGAGUACCUGUGAGUGUAAUAAAACUAAGAGCCUCCGUUCCUUAGAAGACACCAUAAAGAAAGUGAGAAGUGAAGUUAUAAACUAGAAGGUAUUCACUAUAUUCAUAAUACAUACGACAAAGGACAUAUGAGGAACCCCUACAGAUCAAUAAGAAAAGCACAAAUAAGCAAUAGAAAAAUGGACAAAAGCAUAUGAUAA
Lynx canadensis (Canada lynx) is the source of this 3713-nucleotide messenger RNA. RefSeq names its product carboxypeptidase A4 (gene CPA4). NCBI's taxonomy places the organism in Eukaryota, Metazoa, Chordata, Mammalia, Carnivora, Felidae. The transcript has 11 exons. Gene Ontology annotation, molecular function: metallocarboxypeptidase activity; zinc ion binding. The record is from RefSeq and is a predicted model, not a curated record. Gene Ontology annotation, biological process: proteolysis. The coding region runs from base 326 to 1591 and encodes 421 amino acids.